UAUUCGUGUGUUACCGGAAGUAGUUCUUCCUGCCAGGAUCGACUCGUCAGUCAACUUUGAGCUUAGCUCGUUAGCUGCGAACAAAGAAGACGGCGAAGUUGCCAACACGUCGCCCGUCAGAGACCGGCUGUGUGUGGGAAAAUGUGUAAAGUACAAAUGCUGAGAGCGCUGGUCAAUCAGCGACUAACGGCGGCCGUUGAAGAAAUAUUUGUGGUGUUGGAAAGAACGAUAGCAGAAUACGAGGAGGAACUUUCCAGAACAAAAGAGGAGAACCAGCGACAACGUCAACUACUGGACGCUGUUUUCAACAAACACCCAGUCGGUUUCCACGGAGCAGAUGUCAGCGGAGGACAUCUUCCCUUUGAGCAGCAAGAAUGGAGCGCCAGGGCGGAACAGAAGGAGCCGCGGCCCUCCCACUUUAAAGUGGAAGAGGAGGAACGCAACAUCAGUCAGGAGGGCGAGCAUCCCGAAGGACUGGACGCCUUCCCGGUGAUCGAUGUCCUCGUGAAGAGUGAAGACGACGAGGUCAAAGGCGAGCGAGAGCUGGAGCCUCCAAGCAGCAGCUCGACUCAACACAUGACAACGUAUGGAAACCACCAUGGAGGAUCUCAAGCAGGCAACCUCUUGGCGCCGCUGUCGGACAGCGACGACACAAUGUCACCCUCCCCGGACACCAACGAGGAAGACCCUAAAGCCGACAAGACAGGCUACAUUGACAAAAAAUGCGCUUGGUGUGGCAAAAUGUUUUACGACAGCAGCACUCUGAAAAGACACGUUCGGAUACACACCGGAGAAACACCUUUCUCCUGCUCCGUCUGCGGUAAAGGCUUCCGACGGAACGAAUGUUUGCAAAUACACAUGAGGCGACACACCGGAGAAAAACCCUUCUGCUGUUCAAUCUGCAACAAAAGCUUUUGCGCCCGAACGCCGCUGGUAAUACACAUGAGAACACACACCGGCGAGAAAGUCUUCAGUUGCUGCGUGUGUGACGAAAGAUUCUCCUACAAGUACCAGAUUAGCAAACACAAGUGUGCCGGUUUCAACAGCAGCCAGUAAACGAAAGCUGCGGGACUCGGAAUAAACUUUGGGAUAAACUUUCGACUUGCUAACAAAGUCACCAUAUAUUGCAUGCGUGAGUCACCAAAUAUAGCAUGUGUGACCUUAUUGUGUGUGUAACACAAUCCUAUUUAAAUGUAGUAAUAAAGAUGUGACAAAAUGUCAACCAGGUUUACUUACCGUAUUUUCCGCACCAUAAGCCGCCCUGGGUUAUAAGCCGCGCCUUCAAUGAACGGCAUAUUUCAAAACUUUGUCCACCUAUAAGCCGCCCCGUGUUAUAAGCCGCAUCUAACUGCGCUAAAGGAAUGUCAAAAAAACAGUCAGAUAGGUCAGUCAAACUUUAAUAAUAUAUUAAAAACCAGCGUGAUGUGGGCGCGCAUGGAGUCGUAUAUCAA
This is a messenger RNA of Nerophis lumbriciformis (worm pipefish), 1451 nucleotides long. RefSeq lists its product as uncharacterized. NCBI's taxonomy places the organism in Eukaryota, Metazoa, Chordata, Actinopteri, Syngnathiformes, Syngnathidae. Gene Ontology annotation, cellular component: nucleus. The record is from RefSeq and is a predicted model, not a curated record. Gene Ontology annotation, biological process: regulation of gene expression.